AAUAAAUAAAAUAAAAUAAAUAAAUAAUAAUUAACAAAUACGAAACAAUUUGCAAUACAAGCUAAGAAAAAGUGUGCAAGUGAGUGCAAUAGCAAAAUCUCAAGAGAUCUGCCUUAUAAAGGUUGCGAUAGCCUGAAGAAAACGGUUAAGAACCCGAUGAAACCGAAAUCUAUAUACAAAAUCCAUCAUAAAACCACAAAAAUCUCCUCAAACAUCGCGUGUGCGCCUGUCUCUGUGUGUGUGUGUGUUUGCGAUCCGUCGGCCUUUUCUUCGGUUUGUUUCUUUUCGCGUCUUAUAAGCCGAGCUGAGCUAAACCGAUCCCGAGAUCCGAAUCCCCGUCUCUCUUCUCGAGUUGUUCCUUUCGGUUUUUGGUCUGUCUUUGUCCCGGGCACGUAAUCCCUCUCUCUUCCUCCUCCCCUAAUCAACCUGCUGAUCUGAUCCCACCGGAGGGUUAAAACACAUAUACCUUAUACCUUAAAACCAUACCAUAGUGCAAAAGAGAGCGAGCGGGAGAGCGCGAGAGAUAGUCAUCGGUGCUUUCGACUCCAUCAAGAUUGUGCGCCUAAUUUGAAGCUGUAAUUAAUUUGGAUACCCUAAUAAAAACCCAGCCGUAAGACGGAAUCCAGAACCCAGAGCCCUAAAAUCAAGAACCCAGAAGCCCCCGCCUCCCUGUUUUCGAGGGGCGCUAUUUUAUUGCCCCGCACCGAUGCCUGCGCAAUAUGGAAUUGGCGAUUUGUAAAACAGAUCUGUCUGCCACGAAAUUCAUGCUGCCGCCCUCUUUGCCCACAUCUGCGGCCAUUGGAUCCUCAUCAUCAGCGGUCUCUGCAACGGCAUCCCACUUCCUCGAUAAGGCGGCCCACGAGCUCUUCCAAUUGAACGCCAUCAACGGACACCUGUUCAAGUCGCCGGCCAGCGGCCACCUCAAUUCGGUGGGCAAUCCGUCGAUUCUGAGCCAACUCAACGGAAUUAACAACAGCAGUAGCCACUCGGGCCAAGUCAGCACCAUGAGGCUCAAGAAGAACCGCAAAGUCACCUUUCUAUCCAGCCUAGUUGAGUCCAAAAACAUUUUCAUCAAGGAGGAGCCGAUCCAUGGUUGCAAGGAUCUCUGCAGUUUAUCGGAUAUUUCAGAUCAUGAGGCCUCGUUGGAAGUUCCCACCGCCUUGCCACCCCUCACCCCAGGCACCAAUCGCAAGGUCAACGAGGUACUAAAGGCCUCCUUUGCCUCCUGGGAAAAGGAGGUUCAAAACUGCAACAUAACCAAAGAUCCCCGUGAAUGGACGGAGGAGCAUGUCAUCUACUGGCUCAACUGGGCCAAGAAUGAGUUCUCGCUGGUCUCCAUGAACCUGGACCCCUUCUACAAGAUGAAGGGCCGUGCCAUGGUCGAUCUGGGCAAGGAGAAGUUCCUGGCCAUCACGCCACCCUUCACCGGCGACAUUCUGUGGGAGCACUUGGACAUCCUGCAAAAAGAUUGCGAGAAACCAAAUGAGGAUAUUGUGCAUGGCAAUUCCUUUGAGUCGGCCACCACGGCCUCGGUCUGUGGAUCGGACCACCAGGUGGCCAAUUACCCCACCGAGCCACCCGCCAACAGCAACAACAGCAGCAUAAACAGCCGCCUGUCCAUGGAUUAUGUGACGUCGGCGGCGAACAGUGAUAAUAAAAACUUCCACCGAGCCACGCCCCACUCCCUCAACGGCUACAACACCAGCAACACACACGACCGCAGCAACAACAGCCCGCCCCCGCAGCAGCAGCAAUCGCAGCAGCCGACUGUCAAUGGCAGCAGCAACGCCAGCAGCAACAACAACAGCAGCAACUCCAUGCUACCGCCCGCUGUCCAGCAGAACAACAACAACGAAAACAACAACACCAGCAGCAGCAGCAACACGAACAGCAGCAGCAACAGCAACAACAACAACAGCAACAAUGCGGGCAGCAAUAACAACAAUAAUAACAAUAAUAACAUCAACUAUAUGGCCACCAUGGCGGCAAUCUACCAACAUCACCUCAAAGAGGAGCCGGGCACCCAGAAUAGCAGCAUUGGCUAUGGCGGCAGUAAUAGCCAAAACGAUCCCACGGAUCUCAGUAGUUAUGGCCUGCCCGCCCACCUGGCCGCCUACAGCGGUGGGAGUGGCAGUGGGCCAACGGGUGGCGGGAGCUCCGGUGGCGAUGAAACCGAUUACCACAGCACGAUCUCGGCACAGGAUCAUCAGAGUCAGCAAUCGAGUGCAGGAAAUGGAAGUGGUGGAGGAGGAGCAAGUGGUGGUAGCACUGGGACCAGUAAUGGCUACAUGGACAGCAGCUCCGAGUUCUAUGCCAGCUACGCGGGAAGGAAUCGAUUCCAUGAUGGCUAUCCGCCGGAGUUUACGCCCUACGAUGCCCAAUCCUUCCAGUCGAUGGGCGCCCAGCCCACGGCAAUGGAUCAAUGGGGUGCCCAUGCCCACCAGCAUCCGGCGGCCUACAUGAGCACCCUGGGUCUGGACAAGGGUCUGCUGGGCGGCUAUACGACGCAGGGCGGUGUGCCGUGCUUCACAGGAUCGGGUCCCAUUCAACUGUGGCAAUUCCUGCUCGAGUUGCUGCUGGACAAGACGUGCCAGAGCUUCAUCUCCUGGACAGGAGAUGGCUGGGAGUUCAAGCUCACCGAUCCCGAUGAGGUGGCUCGUCGUUGGGGUAUCCGCAAGAACAAGCCCAAGAUGAACUAUGAGAAACUGAGUCGAGGACUGCGCUACUAUUAUGACAAAAACAUCAUCCACAAGACGGCUGGCAAACGAUAUGUCUACCGCUUUGUCUGUGAUCUCCAGAAUCUAGUUGGGCACACCCCCGAGGAGCUGGUGGCCAAGUACGAUCUUAAGAUUGAGAAGAAAGAUGUGGAUUAGCAGCAGAGCAGCGAAGAAGCUGCCUGAAUCGGGAGCAGUUCCAGGAGACCUGCUCCCAGCCACGGAUUGUACUCAACCAACCGCAAAAUACUUUCGAGCGUUAUUGUUUACCAAGCGUGAUGUUAGCUUUUAAGCAGCAGUCCCCCCAUCUGCGAUCUUGCUACGAGAUUAAAGUGUUGGCCAACCCACAAACCACCACCCACCAUCCCCAAAGCCCCAAGCCCACACCACACCCACCACCAACCUAUGAAAACCGAUUUACUUGUAAUUAUCGUGUAUAAAUUAGACUUUUGAAUUAAUUUGAAAUUAAUUUAAAAUACUUCAGAGUUAGACUUAAGCCGAUCUAAAGCAAGAGAACCAGUUGAAGAUGAAGCGAAUUAAAUUUGAGAAUUCUGUGUGCAA
Messenger RNA from Drosophila suzukii, 3275 nucleotides. It is a transcript of the gene pnt, whose product is annotated as ETS transcription factor pointed. Gene Ontology annotation, cellular component: nucleus. The record is from RefSeq and is a predicted model, not a curated record. Gene Ontology annotation, molecular function: sequence-specific DNA binding; DNA-binding transcription factor activity, RNA polymerase II-specific. Gene Ontology annotation, biological process: cell differentiation; regulation of transcription by RNA polymerase II. Lineage: Eukaryota; Metazoa; Arthropoda; Insecta; Diptera; Drosophilidae.